Messenger RNA from Arabidopsis thaliana (thale cress), 1038 nucleotides. RefSeq lists its product as uncharacterized. The transcript has 6 exons. Bases 1 to 1038 code for a protein of 345 amino acids. Lineage: Eukaryota; Viridiplantae; Streptophyta; Magnoliopsida; Brassicales; Brassicaceae. The record is from RefSeq and is marked reviewed.
AUGACAAUUGAGGAGCUAGUACAACAACCGGGGCGGACACUUCUCCGACGACUCCAUCCAAAAAGGCUUGAAGGGAGCACAUGGUUUGGUUUUUCUAAAAAUGGCAUAUUCAAAUCAAUUUUACGGAUGUUGCAUGGGAUGCUCAAACAUCCGUAUCCGACGUACAAUGAUAUGCCUCGCAACAAUCAAGAGAUUUGGUUUAGAACUUUUGCGUUGGGAUCAUGUCCACACACCCUCUGGCCGUGUUGGGUUUCACAAGUAUGCUGCAUCAAAAUUUUCAGACCACAUGAACAUUUGGAAAGAAAAGUGGGCAGCAGGCGAGUGUCCAAAAGGCUUGAACCCAGACAUAUGGCCUCGCUACAAAGAGUAUUGAGCGUUGCCGGAGACUGCUUGUACCGCGAAAACCAACUCAAAAUAUCGGAAAAGCGAAUGUGGUGGCAAAGGUAUGACGGUGCACAAUGCGGGUUCGACGAGCUUCUUAAGCCGUACAAGCGAAUUGAGAAUAACGGAGGUGUGGAACCUGAUUUUGUAGAAAUCAUUGAGGAUACACACACCAACAAGAAAGCUGGAUUAAUUCAAGACGGUUACAUCGCAGGUCUCGUUGAGACACAACUUCCUCAAAAUGAUGAUGGUUCCUCACCAUCCAACGUCCAAACCCGAGAAAAAAUCAAUCGCAUGGUUUUUGAGGAAAUUCCACCAAACCGAGGUCGUGUGAUAGAGUUAGGUAGCCUUAACCAAAGCACCAGAUAUUUUUAUGCCGGCCCAUCACGGGAUUCUGAUAUCUUUGCAGAGCUUGAGGAGAAAGACAAGGAGAUCUUAGUUUUGAAGGAGCAAAACAUGAAGAUUCUUGAUUUCAUGCGUUCAAAAUUUUCUGAUUUUCCCAAUGACCCGUUAGAAAUACGAACAACGUCGGUAACCCGUCGGAAAUACAUCGUCGGUAAUCACUCGGGAAUAACGUUGUGGGGAAAUCGUCAGAAGAAUAUACCGACCAAUUUUCAACAACGUUCUGAUGCAAUGCCUGUCAACAAUAUUCGUUAG